AUGACAGAUACUAUCUACACGUCGUCCUACCCAUCUGUCCCCAUUUGUUCUCGUUCUAUCUUCACUCAUAUUCUUGGUGUCUCUUCCUCUUCCCCACGGGGCACAGUCGGUGGCUUCCCCGCUUCAUCACCCGCAUUCAUAGAUGCUCUUUCCGGUACAACAAUUUCUCGCGGAAAACUUCGCUCAUAUGCUCUUCAGUUAGCAUUCUCCCUUCAUAGGCUUCCAUCACCGCUAGAGAACCACACCAAGACAGUGCUCAUUUUCUCUCCCAAUUCAAUCACAUGGCCUGUCAUGAUGUUGGGUGCGGUAGCCGCUGGCUUCUGCGCGACGCUUGCAAACAGCGGAUACACGUCGAAUGAACUAAAGUAUCAAUACAUUGAUGCAGGGGCUCAUCUUAUAUUCGUCCACCCUUCGUUGGUUGGGACGGCCCGGACCAUGCUAAGAUCCCUUGGAUUAUCUGAGCAGGAAAUACGGAGCCGUGUCAUCGUGGCUGAAGUUCAGUGGAUCACGGGUAUCAAGGACGCAUCUAUUCCAGAUGACCAGCUGAAAGACCUCGUGACUAUAUCGCAACUACUUGGUCGCGGAGAGCUCAAAGAAGAAGUCAGCUUCGACGGCGAACGGUCAAACGAAACUGUAUAUCUCUGCUAUUCCUCUGGCACAACAGGUCAACCAAAGGGUGUCGAGACCACCCAUUACAAUCUCAUCUCCGUCCUCGAGAUAAUCAAACCGGUCUGGCCCAAUUCCAAGCCAUGUCUUACUCCGUCCAUCCCUGUACAAGGUGGUGUAGAUGUGUUCUUUGGGUGUCUGCCCUAUUAUCACAUCUAUGGCGGAGUCAAACUUCUCCUUUUGCCGUUAUUCUUGGGUGUUCCUGGGGUUGUCAUGGCAGGGUUUGACCCUGAUGGCUUCUGUGCCGCUAUCGCAAGAUACCGCGUGACAGUCGGCUUUGUUGUACCUCCAAUGCUAGUAGUAUUUGCCAGACACCCAGGCAGGUCUUCUUCCUCAUUCUUUCUCGCAUCACCGCUUAAAUUCCAGAAACAUGACCUCACCUCCCUCACGGUUCUCUUCUCAGGCGCCGCACCCCUCGGCGCCGAGCUUGUUUCGACCGUCAUGAAGCGCAUGAAAAGCGUUGGCGCAGAUGUGAGUAUUCCACAAGGCUAUGGUCUCACCGAGACCUCACCGACGGUAUUCCUCCUCCCUGUUUCUGACGCCAGUAGUCAUAUUGGGGCAGCAGGAGUACUUCUCCCAAACUUGGAGGUCAGGCUUGUUGGUGAAGCUGAAGGCGAAGCUCAUACAGAUAUCCCAGGCGCUGGUGAGGUAUGGGUGAGAGGGCCAACGAUCAUGAAGGGAUACCUAAACAAACCUACUGCAACUGCUGAAGCUAUUACGCCUGAUGGAUGGUUCAAGACUGGUGAUAUCGGCGUACGGGACAAGGAUGGGUUUUUCACAAUCGUGGACCGGAGAAAAGAGUUGAUCAAAUAUAAGGCGAGGUUUCCAAGGUUUCCUCCCGCCGAGCUGGAGUCAGUGCUAUUACAGCACGCUGAGAUUGCAGACGCGGCUGUAAUCGGGAUUGAGAGUAAGGAGGAAGCGACGGAAUUGCCUCGCGCAUAUAUAACACCUUCCCGCCCACUUUCACCCCAGGAAGCAUCUUCAUUCGCACUAAGUGUCCAAAAUUGGGUUUCACAACGUGUAGCGUCACACAAACGACUGAGGGGAGGAGUUGUCAUCAUCGACACGAUACCGAAAAGUGCUGCUGGAAAGAUCCUUCGUCGUGAACUUCGCGAGCGCGCGAAGACUGAUGUUGCUGAGGGACAAUUGAAACCUCGUGCAAAGCUCUAG
Suillus bovinus is the source of this 1836-nucleotide messenger RNA. Its product is annotated as AMP binding protein. The record is from RefSeq and is a predicted model, not a curated record. NCBI's taxonomy places the organism in Eukaryota, Fungi, Basidiomycota, Agaricomycetes, Boletales, Suillaceae. Gene Ontology annotation, biological process: secondary metabolic process. The coding region runs from base 1 to 1836 and encodes 611 amino acids. The transcript is spliced from 9 exons. Gene Ontology annotation, molecular function: CoA-ligase activity.